This is a messenger RNA of Colletotrichum chrysophilum, 1149 nucleotides long. RefSeq names its product putative secondary metabolism biosynthetic enzyme. Bases 1 to 1149 code for a protein of 382 amino acids. NCBI's taxonomy places the organism in Eukaryota, Fungi, Ascomycota, Sordariomycetes, Glomerellales, Glomerellaceae. The transcript has a single exon. Gene Ontology annotation, molecular function: oxidoreductase activity, acting on NAD(P)H. The record is from RefSeq and is a predicted model, not a curated record.
AUGGUGCUAUCAAACACCCUCCCGUCAACGCAGACGGCGUUGAAAAUCACCGGCUCCAGCGCUGUUGCGCUACAACAAGACACUGCCCUACCAGAAAUCCAACCCUCGGAUGUCCUAGUUCGUGUCGCCUAUGUUUCGAUAGGUCCCGUCGACAGCAAGUCCGCCGAGAUGUCCCCAGCGGUCGGCGCAACCAGCGGCACUGAGUUCGCGGGUGUCAUCGUUGCCUUGGGAAUAUCCGUCGCAAGAUCUGACAACGCCGUCCGCGUGAAGCGCCAUAUGCGCCAGCUGGAAAUUGGUGACCGCGUCGUUGGCGGAAUAUUUGGCAACAACCCUCUCCGCCGUGACAACGGCGCCUUCGCCGAAUACGUCGCCGUUCCGGCACGGCUCAUCUGGCAUGUCCCCACGAGCAUGGAUCUCGCGGCGGCGGUGACACUACCCACCGCACUCGCAACUGUCGGGUUGUCGCUGUUCCAGUACAUGAAGCUUCCGAUGCCAUCGCCUAAUUCCUCAGCCGACCAUGACACGGCGGGCUCAUGGGUGCUGGUGCACGGCGGCGGCACGUCGACAGGGUGCAUGGCGAUCCAAGUGCUUAAGUGGGCGGGAUUCAGAAUCGUAACCACAUGCGGUUCGGCAGAGAGCAAGGCGCGCGCCGAGAGCCUCGGUGCGGAAGUCGUCUUCGAUUACCACUCGCCGACCUGCGGAUCGGAGAUCCUAGAGCAUACCGAAGGCGCUCUGGGACUUGCUCUCGACUGUAUUACGGAUACCUCGUCGAUGGCGCUGUGUUACGAAGCGCUGGGGAGCAAGGGAGGCCGGUAUGUCGGCCUAGACUUCUUCCCCCUGCGCGGCCACACGCGUCGAAGUGUUGUGCCUGACUGGGUAUGCACGUACACGCAGUUUGGUAACCCGGUCGCGUGGGCGCCGCCGUACAACCUCGACGCGAGGCCGGAGGAUUUGAGAUGCGCGGAAGCAUGGUACUCAGUCUCACAACGCUUGCUGGAUGAAGGCAUGAUUGACCCGCAUCCGAGAGAAGACCGGAGCGGAGGGCUGGCCGCUGUUGGAGAGGGGAUGAAGGAGGUAAGGCAGGGUCAGGUCAAGGGCAAGAAGUUGGUUUACUGUGUGUCUGACGCGCUGGCGGUAGCCGUAGCAUAA